Molecule: messenger RNA, 1582 nt
Organism: Westerdykella ornata
Lineage: Eukaryota; Fungi; Ascomycota; Dothideomycetes; Pleosporales; Sporormiaceae
Exons: 2
Coding region: 155-1366 (403 amino acids)
Source: RefSeq, a predicted model, not a curated record
UGGGCUUUUACAGAUCCCUGGAGCUAUGACCAGUUUACGCUCCUACCCUAACCCAUUCGGGCAGUCUUCCAUCAUUACAUCAACAACCACCAUACAUCAACAUUUCUACUAGACGACGCGCCGCCGCGAUGCCUCCUUAAUGCGCCACAAAACCAUGUCGGAACCCGACCUCGAGCUUGAGCUCGACGUGGACACACCCUCCGCCCAACUGCACCGCGAGCUGCAAGAAACCAUCGUUCGCGCGCUCGCAACUCGACGGCCCAUCCUGCACCACCUCAACGCCGACACGUCGUGGUUGCUGCAGAUUCCGCGCCCGGCGUCCGCGGUCAAGCACGGCGGUCGCGUGUAUUAUAAUGUGCUGAUUGAUCCGUGGUUUGUGGGCGGGCAGAGCGAUGGGGCGAGGUGGUUUAGCCAGCAGUGGCAUCGGGAGGCGAGUAGGGUCGGGAGUGUGCGGGAGGUGGAGGAGUUGAUAAUGAGAGUUGAGGGGCUGGCUGGGGGCCCAGCAGGGACGAGGAAGAGGAAGAGAGAGAGGAAGGGAGAAGGGGAUGGUGUAGGGAUGGAGGAGGGGAGAGGGGGGACGGUGAUUGAUGCCGUGGCCGUCAGUCAUGAGUUUACGGAUCAUUGUCACAAGGAGACGCUACUGGAGUUGGAUGGGGAUGUUCCUGUUCUUGCUACGGAGAAAGCAGCACAGCUCAUCUCCUCUUGGAACCACUUCCGCGUCGUUCUCACAAUCUCAACAUUCACCCACGAGAAUGCCGACUGGCGAGACCACUCCCUCCCUCCUCUCCCCUCCUGGCUCAGCAUCUCGCGCCUCACGGCCCCCAAAGACGCGUUAUUCUAUCAUUCGGCGCUACUCAUUUGCUUCGCGACGCAUCCGUUCCUACCUACAACACCUAAGAAGCGCUCCUCACUCCUCAGCAUCCACGGUGACGGCGACGACCACCCUUCUACGCCCUCCGCAGACGCCGCCGAGUGCGUCGUAUACACCCCUCACGGCAUACCCUACACAGCGCUCAUUCCUAUCGAAGUCGCCGACCCGCCCCUGCACACCCUCGCCUUCCUCCACGGCCUCCACGACGUGUCCAUUUCGUCAGCGCAACAGCUUAACCUCGGUGCUAAAAAUGGCGUGCUUGCGCAGAGGAUAUUGCAGGCCAAAUAUUGGGUUGCGACGCACGAUGAGGUCAAGAUUGGAGGGGGGCUGAUAGCGUGGUUUCUGAGGAGGCGGAAGUGGACGGUUGAGGAGGCGGUGGCGGAGGUGAGGAGGGAUAUGAGGGAACAGGGGGAGUUGGAAGAGAAGGAGGACGAGGGGUGGGAGGGGAUGAGGUUUGUGGAGAUUGGGAAUGGGGAGAGUAGGAUUUUGGAGUAGAGUAGGGAUGUUUGGAUGAAGCGAUUGGUUUUCAUAUACCCCGUUGAUUGAGUGGAGUAGGUGCUAUUUAAUCAAUCCGCUUACUGGAUUAUCGUAUGUCUUCGUGUUGAAGCAUCAGGUGGAGCGUUGAACGUGGCUGUGUGGAUGGAUGAGGUCAGUACGCUUGGCGCUAGCAGGGGUGUUGGAAUUAUAUAUCAAUUCAACGACACAUCAACG